Molecule: messenger RNA, 357 nt
Organism: Meloidogyne enterolobii
Lineage: Eukaryota; Metazoa; Nematoda; Chromadorea; Rhabditida; Meloidogynidae
Source: the annotation of a GenBank genome assembly
AUGACAAAAUAUACAGAUAUUUUGUUUAAAAUUUUAAUGAGUGGAGACAGGUUUAAUAAAGUUUGUUUAGAAUUGGAAAAAGUGCAGAACCUUUUUGAUUGUAUUAUAAAUCAUAUUGAAACGUUAAAGGAUUGUUCAAAAUUGGUGGCUAAGAUUGAAUUAAUUGAUUGUAAUAUUCCUUUUACUUCUUUAAAUGAAAGAGCUGAAAAAAUUGGAGAGGAACUUGCCAACGGAGCUUUUAUAAAUACAAAAUACCAACUUUCCAGCAAAUUCAAUCCAAAAAUUAAAUUCUUGUUUUUAUGUAGGAAACAGUUGGAAGAAUUUAAUUAUAUAGAAAUUAAACGAAUUUAUUGUUAA